AUGUUUCCUAAAGCUGUGGUAUUUGAUCUAGACUACACAUUAUGGCCAUGUUGGUGUGAUACGCACAUUAGGCUCCCGGUAAGGCUGGAUAGCGGUAAUUGCGUGAUCGAUGCGGUUGGUUAUUAUUUGCAGUUAUAUGAUGGGGUAGAGAGUUCAAUAAAGAAACUCAAGCAGCAAGGCGUCAAAAUCAUUGCAGCGAGUCGUACUGCCAGACCAGAUAUUGCAAUGAAGUUAUUGAACUUAUAUGAAAUAGACGGGAAACCUAUGAUAGGAUUCUUUGAUUCUUUACAAUGGGGCCAAGGCUCGAAGAUUCACCACGUGAAGAGAGCAGUUCAGGAGCUUGGCCUUCAAGCGGCACUUAAAGAUGGUGAUAUUCUUCUUUUUGAUGACGAACUACGUAAUCAAGAUGUGCUAAGAAUCAACUGUCGAUUCUGUUACGUUGGAGAUAGUGAUACGGGACUAACAGGAUCUUUCUUCGAUAGACAGAUUGAGGACUGGAGAAAGGAAAGACAGGAAAUGAGACAGAGCUUGAAGGUUAAAAGCCACCUUCUCCUUUACGUUAAGCUUCGGGAAAAAGCAUCAGUUGAUGAAUUGAAUCUGAUGAUCGAAGAUGUCAGAAUAACCGAGAGAAACAGUUAUCAGAGCGACGUUCCUUAUCAAAUUGAACCAAUGGCCACAGGGAGACGGAUUGUGCCAAACAUGAGAACCUCAAAAACUUUACUGCAAAGCCACGAACCCAUGAGACAAAGAGUAUCUGCUUGCGAUGGAUGCAACCAGGCUGGCCAGUUCCAGGAAAUUCAAGGAAGAGGCUACAAAUGCACGGUUUGUAAUGAUUAUGAUUUGUGUACAAGUUGUUUUGAAGAAAAAUGUGAGACGGGGGAUCACCAAAAGUACCAUUUGAUGGAUGUAUUUCACCAGGACUACCAACAGGUUUCUAUUGGUGAUAAAAGAGGACUACAGGUUGAUUGUAUUGGUGAGCAGCAUAUAGAGGUGUGGGAUGGGUUCUUAGGCUUGAAGGAAGAUGAAGACCUGCCCAGGCUCCUUAUGACAAACUUGGGUUGCAGGAUGACACAACUAACAAAGACGGGCUUGAUUCUUGAACUUGCUAAUUGUGCAGUGGCACCACUAUCUUUCACAAUGCUAUCGAUGAGUCUCAUGGAUCCGAAUGGUACCGUUAUGGAAACUACUUUAACCCAUACACCUUUUUACCUUCUCCCAUCCAAAAGUGCGGCAUUUAGACUUGAAUUGUCCUCGCUCAAUCCACCUGAAACCUUCUAUAUUCGCUUAGCUGCUUCUUCCUUCCAUGGUAAACUGGGUCCCUACAAGCUUAGUCAGCGUUGGUCUCCAGUAGGACUGGGUAUCGAACCUGAUGAAGCAAAUCUCGUUCUUUCAGACGAGGACUUGCUGAAUGAGUCGCUGAGCAGCUACGACAUCAUUAGUCUCAGUGAAGUAAGUGACUAG
Messenger RNA from Candidozyma haemuli, 1461 nucleotides. Its product is annotated as Mg-dependent acid phosphatase. NCBI's taxonomy places the organism in Eukaryota, Fungi, Ascomycota, Pichiomycetes, Serinales, Metschnikowiaceae. The record is from RefSeq and is a predicted model, not a curated record. Bases 1 to 1461 code for a protein of 486 amino acids. Gene Ontology annotation, molecular function: zinc ion binding; acid phosphatase activity. The transcript has 2 exons.